Molecule: messenger RNA, 1139 nt
Organism: Rhipicephalus sanguineus (brown dog tick)
Lineage: Eukaryota; Metazoa; Arthropoda; Arachnida; Ixodida; Ixodidae
Product: alpha-(1,3)-fucosyltransferase C
Exons: 1
Coding region: 15-1103 (362 amino acids)
Cellular component (GO): membrane
Molecular function (GO): alpha-(1->3)-fucosyltransferase activity
Source: RefSeq, a predicted model, not a curated record
GCCUGCGAUGCGAGAUGAGAAGAGGGUGCAAGGUCAAGUCAGCGUUACCGUGUGCUGUGCUGUGCGCUGUCGUGUGUUCGGUGCUGUACUCGCUCUACGCCUUCAGUCUCCGUGAUAUGACGCCUCCUGGUCACUACUCGCCACGGCGAACUUAUCGCGUUCUUAUGUGGCACAGCUUUCAGCACGAUUUUUUUGAUCGCAUAUUCGGACGCGAUGCCAUCGAGAAGUGCCCAUUUGCGUGCAACUUCAGCCAAGACCGAGCCGAGCUGGACAGAAGCGACGUUGUCGUUUUGCAGAGCUAUUUCAAGUCGUUUUGGAAAAAUCUGCCUCGUCGCCGCAGAGCCGACCAGGCUUGGCUGUUGUACGCCAUGGAGCCUCCGCACAGACUGCCUUCGAACCCUUCGAGGUUGGAUGAGCUGGGCAUCAACUGGACCCUCUCUUAUCGACUCGACGCCGACGUCGUGCACAGGCACAGCUUCAGGACGGUGCGCAAGCGAACGCGUGUCGAGAGCAUAUUGGCGCCGGACCCGAAGGCGAGACCCGUGGCGUGGAUCGUGUCAAACUGCGAGAGCUUCAGCCGCCGCGAGAGCUACGUGCAGCAACUGCAAAAGGUCGUCCCGGUGGACGUGUUCGGUCGCUGCGGACGACGGCGCUGCCGCGAGCGUCACUUCGGUUGCUACCGGGAAAUCGCGGCGAACUACUCGUUCUACCUGGCCUUCGAGAACUCCAUCUGCAAGGAUUACAGCACCGAGAAGCUGUUCCUGCCGCUGCUCAACUCGAUGGUGCCCGUCGUGAUGGGCGGCGCCAAUUACUCGGCGGUGGCGCCUCCGGGGUCGUACAUAAACUUCGCCUCUUUCAGGACAGCUCGAGAAUUGGCAACGUACCUGCUAGAGCUGCAAGGGAACCCCGAGGAGUACAAGCGCUACUUCGAGUGGAAAAAGCAGUACGCCAUAGAGAGGCCCCCCUUCGGCUGCACCGCGUGCGAGCAGAUUCAUCGGCUCUUCCUGACGCCUCCCGAGAGGAAAAGCAGCUUGUACAAGUACCUCUGGCAAGAGGCAGGUUGCACCACGUGGCAGGAACUGCUCAACACGAAGUGGUCCUAAUGCGACGCCAUCGAGGUCGCGGGUACGAUUCCCGGC